Molecule: messenger RNA, 898 nt
Organism: Notothenia coriiceps (black rockcod)
Lineage: Eukaryota; Metazoa; Chordata; Actinopteri; Perciformes; Nototheniidae
Gene: ubap2l
Product: ubiquitin associated protein 2-like
Exons: 6
Coding region: 11-898 (295 amino acids)
Cellular component (GO): nucleus; cytoplasm
Source: RefSeq, a predicted model, not a curated record
GAUUCCGGCAAUGGCGGUCGAGAUGCCUGGCUCAACAGACAUGUCGGGCCUCAAUCUUCAGUUUGGAGCCUUCCAGUUUGGGUCAGAACCGGCUAUGCCAGAGUACGAGUCCACCCCCGCCUCCACAACACAAGUCCACCAGGUCCAGAACAGUCUCUACAAUAGCCCCAGCAGUGAGUCAACUCCAGCUCUUUCCAACCCCAGUCAGAUGGACAUGUACGAUCAGAGAGCAUCUCAGACACGCCGCUACCCCCCCUCCGUCUCCUCCUCCCCUCAGAAGGACAUGCAGCCCAAGAAUGGCUUCAGUUCAAUACACGGAACACAUUCUGGGGAAGCGGGCUCUGCAGUAACAGUUCGGCAGGUCUCUGAUUCAGUCACGGCUGUCAGCAUGGGCACUUUGACUGACAGCGGCUCCGGCCCUGCCUCCUUGAUGGCUUCAUCCAAUCAGACAUCUCUCAGCGGUCUGGUGCACAGUGAAGACAUGCCUCCAAAUACUUUCCCCCCUCCUCAGCACAACAACUCUCACCAAUCACAGCAGAACAACCUAGCUCAAUCUUCAGUCCGGUCAUCCAACUCCAGCUUAAUGCAUCCCAGCGUAGACGUUGACUCAAGCCUGCACUGCUCCAACUACCCCUCCUCCGUGUCAUCGGUGCCAUCAUCAGUCCCCUCCUCUUCCUCAGCGCAGGUGUCCCUAGGGGUCCAUCAGGCCUGCUCUGUGGGCUCCAACACAGUUUUAGCUCCCUCUGGUCUCUGCCCCAUCAGCAGCCUGGCCAUGGGCCUUAACCCCGCCUCCAUGGCGGUCCAAGCUGCAGUCGCCGCUGCUUCAAUGUCCUCGGCAGGCUCAGCCAUUCCUUCUUUAGCGAAUUCGUCACGCAAUUCUGCAGCAUCCUCAGGUUAG